AGAAUCCGACGGCAGCGUCUCGCCCCUCGGCUCACCGACGCGCCGCAACCUGAGUGCCCCGCCGUCGCCGACGCGCAACCGCAACCCGCUGGCCGGCAAGGACGACGGCGAGGGCUCGGAGGACGAGCUCGCCGACGAAGCAGACAACAUCCCGCACUACAGGGCCGACGGCAGCCUCGUGGGAGUGGUGGGAGGCGGAGCUGGGCCGUGGGCUGGUCUCCGUCGCGACGAGGAGUACGUGUGGGGCGCCAAGCCGCCUGGGGCGCCGGACUGGAAGGGCGACCGCAAACUGCAGGCUCCGCCGGGCUCCCCGCAGAAGGUGCGGACGAAGUCCAGCACCUCGGGACCGCGCCCGGCACUGGGGGACUUCCUGCUCGGU
Molecule: messenger RNA, 379 nt
Organism: Prorocentrum cordatum
Lineage: Eukaryota; Dinophyceae; Prorocentrales; Prorocentraceae
Source: the annotation of a GenBank genome assembly